Messenger RNA from Physella acuta, 1899 nucleotides. Its product is annotated as sodium-dependent dopamine transporter. The record is from RefSeq and is a predicted model, not a curated record. Gene Ontology annotation, molecular function: dopamine:sodium symporter activity. Gene Ontology annotation, biological process: dopamine uptake involved in synaptic transmission; amino acid transport; sodium ion transmembrane transport. NCBI's taxonomy places the organism in Eukaryota, Metazoa, Mollusca, Gastropoda, Physidae. Gene Ontology annotation, cellular component: plasma membrane; neuronal cell body membrane; presynaptic membrane.
AUGGAGGAGGAGCGAGACACAUGGGCCAAGAAAAUAGAUUUUCUACUCUCUGUCGUGGGAUUUUCAGUUGAUCUGGCCAACGUUUGGAGGUUUCCUUAUCUGUGUUACAAAAAUGGCGGAGGAGCUUUCCUCAUCCCAUACACACUGAUGUUACUGCUGGGAGGGAUUCCUUUAUUUUAUAUGGAGCUGGCACUCGGACAGUUUAACAAAACCGGCGCCAUUACAUGUUGGGCUGCGAUAUGUCCGCUCUUUAAAGGUACUGGCUGGGCUGUAGUUCUAAUCGCCUUCUACACAGAUUUUUUUUACAACGUCAUUAUCGCUUGGUGCCUCCAUUUCUUCUUCGCCUCAUUUACUACUGACCUCCCUUGGAUGUCGUGUGACAACGACUGGAAUACAAAAAGCUGCUUUGAUGGCAAACCAAAACACAACGCCACCGCUGGAAACAGCAGCUCCGAUUUCAACAGAAGCAUGUUGUCAAGCACAUUAUCUUCACAGUCCUCUUCAUCGAAUAUAUUUUCAUACAUUGGCUCUAAUGUGACAUCAUUAAAUAUUUCGCUAACCGACAUGGCAUCAGCGAUGGUCCACAAUAACACUAAAGUCAGAUCCUCUGCCCAAGAAUAUUUUGAACGGGGUAUGUUGGCGCUACACAACAGUAAAGGAUUCAUGGACUUGGGUGAGCUCAAGUGGCAACUGGUGCUAUGCCUUGCUGGCGUUUAUCUUAUCUGCUAUUUCAGUAUGUGGAAAGGGAUUCUAGUCUCGGGAAAGGUAGUGUGGUUUACGGCACUAUUUCCAUACGUGGUUCUCUUUAUUUUGAUGAUUAGAGGAGCGACAUUGCCCGGUGCUGCCCAGGGAAUAGAGUAUUAUUUGACUCCCAAUUUUACACGGCUGGCCAGCUCUCAGGUAUGGGUUGAUGCCGCAAACCAGGUGUUCUUCUCACUGGGUCCCGGCUUUGGCGUCCUAUUAGCAUUUGCUAGCUACAAUCCAAUCCACAACAAUGUUUUCAGAGACGCCAUUUUGACAAGUACAAUCAACUGCUCAACCAGCUUUUUCUCUGGCUUCAUCAUAUUUAUGAUACUUGGCUACAUGGCGGAUAGAACAGGACAACCUAUUGACGAGGUCGCCACAGAAGGUCCUGGUCUAGUUUUUAUAGUGUAUCCCGAGGCUAUCUCUACACUCCCAGGUGCUACAUUCUGGGCUUUGAUCUUCUUUCUGAUGCUGCUAACACUGGGACUCGACAGUUCGUUUGGGGGAUCCGAGGCCAUUAUUACUGCAUUAGCUGAUGAAUUCCCAGUUCUACGACGUCACAGGGAACUUUUUGUUGGCUGUCUUUUUACUCUCUAUUUCGUCGUCGGUCUGGCCAGCGUGUCGGAGGGUGGAUUUUAUGUGAUACGUUUAAUGGAGACAUUUGGAGCAGGCUAUUCCAUAUUGUUCGCUGUUUUAUUCGAGACCGUGGCUGUUUCGUGGGCUUACGGUGUCCACAGAUUUGCAGCUGAUAUCGAAGUCAUGAUCGGCACUAAACCCGGCCCGUACUGGAUGAUUUGCUGGAAAUUUCUCGCGCCUGCUUUUAUAUUGUUCAUUAUUGUGUUUGGUUUGGCAAACUACGCCCCUUUGGAGCAUGAGGGUUAUAUCUACCCAAUGUACGCGAAUUUAAUAGGCUGGGCUAUUGCUCUCUCCUCCAUUCUCUGUAUCCCUGGAUUUGCAAUCUACAGCAUUAUCCGAGCUAAAGGACCACUACUAAAUAGACUGCAGAAACUGCUUCAACCAACGAACAACAGGGAGGCCAAGAUCAGAAAAGCAAUGAACACCAUUAGAGUGAAUGGUGAAGUGGGAGAGGUUGGAGUUGGGGUAUAAGCAACAAGAUCAUGCAGUAGUUGAGUGAGUUGGGGUAUAAGCAACAAG